Lolium rigidum is the source of this 1156-nucleotide messenger RNA. RefSeq names its product protein CHLOROPLAST ENHANCING STRESS TOLERANCE, chloroplastic-like. The record is from RefSeq and is a predicted model, not a curated record. NCBI's taxonomy places the organism in Eukaryota, Viridiplantae, Streptophyta, Magnoliopsida, Poales, Poaceae. The transcript has 6 exons. Gene Ontology annotation, cellular component: chloroplast thylakoid membrane. The coding region runs from base 42 to 920 and encodes 292 amino acids. Gene Ontology annotation, biological process: response to photooxidative stress; photosystem I assembly.
CCCGAAAGAGAUAAGCCGCCACCGCCGCUGGCCGGAGCCAAAUGGCGCUUCUAUCGCCGCCCUGCCAUCCUCCCCUGCUCGCGCCAGCUCGCCACCGCCUCGCCUCUCAUCACCUCCUCGCUGUCCCGGAGACACCUAGCUCUCUCCUCUCUCUCCCCCACUACCACCACAGCCUCCUCCUCCCCUCCGCCGCCAACGCCUGGCCGCCCCGCCGGCACCGCCGCCGUGGCGUAGCCGCCUCCGUUGGGCAGGAAGAUCCUGGGUUCACCGACACAUCCAUCACGUCCGUGGGGGAGGGAGCCACUGUGCCUCCGAUUUCCUUCGAUGCAGAGGCAGGGGCGGUCGCGGUUUCCGACGAGCCGGCGGACGCGAGCCCGGAGGACUUGGAGAGCAUCGCCGAGAUCAAAAGGGUGCUGGAUCUUCUUCAGAAGAACAGGGACAUGACCUUCGGCGAGGUUAAGUUAACUAUCAUGAUUGAGGACCCUAGAGAUGUAGAAAGGAAGAGAUUGCUAGGCAUAGAGGAUCCUGACGAGCUAACCAGGGAUGACUUAGCUGAUGCUUUGGUUGAGGUUAAUGAAGGACGGAUUCCAGAGAACCGUGAUGCUCUUAUGUUGCUUGCCAAGGAGAUGUCAGAAUGGCCUGAUGUUGAUAUAAAGAUAGAAACUAAGAAAAGCAAGGGCUUAUUUGGGAGAUCUAGCUACGCAAAGGCAACAGAUACUGGCAUUGAUCCCGUGGCAGCUGCUAAAAGACUUAACAUUGACUUCGAUUCUGCUGCUGAUAUAGAUGAAGAAGGGGAUGAUGAUAAUGAAGAAGAAGUUCCUUCAGCAGUGGGAUACGGUGCACUGUAUUUGGUGUCAGCCUUUCCUGUCAUUAUUGGGGUAUCAGUUGUGCUGAUCCUUUUCUACAACUCUCUACAGUAGUGCACAUCUGCUCACUUUUCUUCUCGAGAAGAUGCUGCAUUUUCCUUGUAAAUCUGAGCUAUAACGCCAGUUAAUGAGCACCCCUGUUUAGGCUCAUAGUAAAAUAGUUUCUGCAAUGAUAUGACAACAUUGUAAAGCCCUGAGGUUGUACACUACACGGAAAAGAAAAGGUCUUGAAAAUAUGCUUUCCUAGGAAAACGGAAAGUUGAUUAUUCAGCGUUUUCUUUUCGUUUCAA